Messenger RNA from Aspergillus melleus, 1089 nucleotides. RefSeq lists its product as uncharacterized. Gene Ontology annotation, molecular function: heme binding. The record is from RefSeq and is a predicted model, not a curated record. The transcript has a single exon. Bases 1 to 1089 code for a protein of 362 amino acids. NCBI's taxonomy places the organism in Eukaryota, Fungi, Ascomycota, Eurotiomycetes, Eurotiales, Aspergillaceae.
AUGGGCUGGGUAGGAGUGGUCACGCUUAUUGCAACCGCUUGUUUCGUGCUUUACAAAUACCCCCCUGCUUCUUGGACGCCGGACCCCUCGCCCCAGCCGAGAUCGACACCCGAAGAGCAGAAGCCGCCUGUCAUCCACGAUGAGACGAAGCAGCCAGAGUCAGAACCUAAGCCCGUAGAGGCAGACGACACCAGCGCAGAAGAAUCGCAGUCGACACCCAAGGCGUCGGCAUCGAGUGCGCCUGCCCCCGAGGUCCCGACUUUCAGCCUCGACGCCGACGAGUCAUCCUCGACCGCGCAGCCAUCCUCCGACAGGAACCUCUCUCCCCAACAACAGCAACCUCAAAAUGGAUCGGCAAAGCCGCCUGUCGCAGUGCCGACGAUGGCACCGCCCAAGGGCUCCCUGAUGCCGCCGCCAACGGCGCCCCUGCCGCGCCGUCAGCCCAACGCCUCCAGUUCCUCAUUAAUGCCUCCCCCUCCGCCGCCGCGACUGCGUCCCACCAUGUCGCAGAACCAGCAGCAACAGCAGCCCCAAACCCAACCGUCCUUGACCGUACCAGGCCGAUUUCCCCCACGUCCUACGACCGGAUCCAACUCCCUCCGUCCGCCCCCUUCGGCCGCCUCCUCGAUGCGCGGCCCCCCUCCCAACCGCUCGCCAAACAGCCUCGCCCCGGCCAAACUCACCGCGAAGCCGUCCCCCUCGUCCAAACGAGCCGUCCUUGAACCGGGCUACUCGCCGCUCGACUGGGCGGCUCUCACCUCCAACCCGAAGAACAAUCUGCGAGGAGCGAAUCUCCCUCCGCAUUUGAUUCGCGUGACGCCGUCGCAGCUCAAGGCGCAGAACGGUCGCAAGGGAGCCGAUGCCUGGACGUCGUACCAGGGCAAGGUGUACAACAUCACGCCGUAUAUACCGUUUCAUCCCGGAGGGAAGGGCGAGCUGCUUCGCGGUGCGGGGAAGGACUCGGCGAAGUUGUUCUUCGAAAUCCAUCCGUGGGUCAAUUGGGAUGCUAUUCUUGGGGAGUGUCUAGUUGGGAUAUUGGUUUCGGAGAAUGAUGAGGGGAGCGAGAAUCAGCUUGAUGCGAUGGAUUGA